Messenger RNA from Trachemys scripta elegans, 1766 nucleotides. RefSeq names its product gasdermin E (gene GSDME). Gene Ontology annotation, cellular component: cytoplasm. Lineage: Eukaryota; Metazoa; Chordata; Testudines; Emydidae. Gene Ontology annotation, biological process: programmed cell death. The record is from RefSeq and is a predicted model, not a curated record.
ACCCUCCCCCCCACGCCAGUCUCGCCUUUCCAGCCCCGCUGCCGCGGCCCGGCGAACUCAGCUCACGAGUGAGGCUGUGCUGGGCGGCGCAGGCACCCGCCAAUGGGCUAGAGAGCGCAGCGAGCAUCGUCCUCCGCCGGGCAGGCUGCGGCCGGGCGAGCAACAAUAAAUCUAAACAAUAAUUUACUGCAACAAGUGCUAGGAAGAAAACAUGAGGUACUGUGUAUCUUGACAGAAAAGAUAGUAACAACUCAAAAGUGUUUGGUAUCUGAACAUAUUCAGACAGAAGCAAAAUAUGGUGGCAUGGUGGGACUCCAUACAAAAAUUGUAAAGGUUUCAGUGAGCGAAAAUGGGAAUGUGAGAAAGGAUUCCAAUGUGGUGUUAGAGAUUCCUGCCCCCACCGCGAUUGCCUAUGGCGUAAUUGAACUGUAUAUAAAGCGUGAUGGUCAGUUCGAAUUCUGCCUGCUAGAUGAGCAAGAAGGAGGUUUUGAAAGAGAAAACGCAGAAGGCUCAUCUUAUCCAUAUUCUUUACCGUUUAGAGACUCUUCCUUUCUAUAUCAGCCAGACGCUGUGGAUAGUGACAGGCACUCUGGAGAUAGAAACAUCGUUCCCAGCGGUGCUUCCUUAAGUGUACUGAAACAAGAUCUGUUGCUGUUAAAGAUGCAGUUCCAACCCUUUGUGAAGCUUCCAGAAGACAAGCAAGGAGCUUUAAAUAAAAUAUUUUAUGAGUUCUUGCAUCAUGAAGAAAUGGUGACUGCACUGGAGGAGGUGUUAGAUAGUAUUUGCACAGGAGAGGAGCCGGAUUUCACGGACCUGAAGGAGUUGAAACCUCCACAGCAGCAAAACAUAACCGACUUCUUGCAGCUGGUCGGGUACAGUUUACAGAAUGAGCUGUUGUUGCAGAACGACCAACUUCAUUAUAAGGGACUCUUCUCAGCUGCUCACAUCCUGAUCAGUGCAGUGGCAGAAUUGUCUGACUACACACUGGCUCUGCUGCGUGCUUGCUGUGAUAUACAAAUAAUUCCUGCCUUGUGUUGUUUGCCUAAUGUCACUUCAGCUGAUGGCACUUUGACACUGAGAGAUCCUGCCCUGGCCCCUCUCACUGACACAGGAAGAUUUCACAUAGUUCAAAGGCUGUUCGCCCUAUCAAACAUUAACCUCGAAAUGAUGGAGUCUUCAGUGAAAGCUGUAACCAUGAAAGAACCCAGCUUUUUCCCAUUCAUUCUUUAUAUUGCAUUGUAUGGAUUUUAUGCCUUAGGCGGGACCAUCUGAGGAAAAAAGAAAAACCUAGAAUAAUAGCUGAAAUACUGCACUAAUAAAUGCCAGAUUUUCAGUGCUAAGAAUCCUGCUAAUUCACACUCGUAUUCCUGGGAGACAACUGCAAAUCACUGAAUUUUGUAACCAAGUGGGUGAGUAAAUGAACAUGAAAAAUACAAGGGCACCGCAUCCCAGCAUGUUCUUUGUUCAUUUAGGGCCUGGUCCUGCAGAGCGCCCUCAAGUACUACUCAACUCAGCACCUUGCAGAAUCAGGCGUUUAUUUUGUCAAUAGUAGUUUAGAUUGAUUUAUGGCAAUACUCCACAGUAUAGCAGAUACUCCAUGUCUCUCAUUUACUUUCCUAAAACUAAUCAAAUUAGUGAUUAGACCUCACUACAGCAUCUUUGCUGAUCACUUUUUGUGCAAGCUAGCAAGUUUCAGCAGCAUGCUAUGCUUAAAUUGCACCCUAAGCUCUCCCUUAAAAAUGUAAUGAUUCCUUUUGAUGUGUGUG